Akanthomyces muscarius is the source of this 1527-nucleotide messenger RNA. RefSeq lists its product as uncharacterized. The coding region runs from base 1 to 1527 and encodes 508 amino acids. Gene Ontology annotation, cellular component: transcription factor TFIIH core complex; transcription factor TFIIH holo complex. Gene Ontology annotation, biological process: nucleotide-excision repair. Gene Ontology annotation, molecular function: ATPase activator activity; double-stranded DNA binding. The record is from RefSeq and is a predicted model, not a curated record. The transcript is spliced from 3 exons. Lineage: Eukaryota; Fungi; Ascomycota; Sordariomycetes; Hypocreales; Cordycipitaceae.
AUGGCCGCCAAUCCGCAGCCGGCGCUGCAGCUGGCCGACUACCUGGAGAAGCUGCCGGGGACCACGUUUCGGAAGCUCUACCAGCAGCCUUCGACAGCCUUUGCCAUUUUCCGGCGCAUGCUGCCGCAACUCGCCAAAACAUUCGUGAUGCGCAUGUUAUACAUGCCCAGCCCGAUGAGCCUGGCUGACCUGGACACAUGGGUAAAGCCCGAAGCGAAAAGACAAAAAGACCAGAUGCUCUCGACGCUCCGAUCCCUUCACAUUGUGCAGAUAUCCGCCCCUUCCAAGGACAAGACGCAGCACGUCCAGCUCACGGCCAACUUUCGCGCCUCGAUGCGCCUCGCCCUCACCGGCGGCGGCAACCACAACUCCUUUGGCGUGCCCUCGACCCUCGCCGUCCCGCCCGAGAUUGACAUGCCCUUUCUCGACCGCUACGCGCGCCGCCGCUGGGACGACAUCCUGCACUUUGUCGUCUCCUCUGUCGGCUACAAGUCGGGCGGCGGCGGAGCAGGCGGCGGCGCAGACGGCGCGGGCCCCAACAAGACGGUCAAGGACAUACUCGUCGCGGGCCGCCUCGUCGACCGCCGCCCCAACGGCAGCGUCGGCAUCACACAGGCCGGCUUCACCUUUCUCCUGCAAGAGGCCAACGCGCAGGUCUGGACGCUGCUGCUGCUGUGGCUCGACGCCAUGGAGGCCGACAAGAGCGCCGCCGUCGACGUGCUCUCGUUUCUCUUCGUCCUGGCCAGCCUGGACCUCGGCCGCGCGUAUGACACAAACGCCCUCACCGAGCAGCGCCGCGACAUGCUCCCCGCGCUCGCCGACUUUGGCCUCGUCUACAUCCCCCCGCAGAAGCGCUCCAUGUUCUUCCCCACGCGCCUCGCCACGACGCUCACCAGCGGCGCCGGCAGCAGCAGCCUUCGCAGCAUCAGCGACGGUGUCGCGGCCGCCACCUCGGCCGCCCUCUCCUCCUCCUCCUCCGCCAACCCGAACCCGUCAAGCAGUAACAGCAGCGGCCCGCUCGGCAGCUCCGGCGAUCAGACCGGCUCCGUCGUCAUCGAGACCAACUACCGCCUCUACGCGUACACGCAGUCGACGCUGCAAAUCGCCGUCCUCGCCCUCUUCUCCAAGCUCGGCAUGCGCUUCCCCGACAUGGUCGCCGGCCGCAUCACCCGCACCUCCAUCCGCCAGGCCAUCCAGUUCGGCAUCACCGCCGACCAGAUCAUCGCCUACCUCGCCGCCCACGCCCACGAGCAGAUGCACCGCACCGCCGCCCUCACCAGCAAACCCGUCCUGCCCCCGACCGUCGUCGACCAGAUCCGCCUCUGGCAGCUCGAGAACGAGCGCAUGAAGACGACGGGCGGCUUCCUGUUCCGCGACUUUGACGACACCAAGGAGUACCAGGACACGAGGCGCUUCGCCGACGAGAUUGGCGUCCUGGUCUGGAGCAACGACAAGACGGGCAUGUUCUUCGCCAGCAAGUUUGAGCAGAUACGCGACUACCUCAAGAGUAGGAAAAAGGCUGAAUGA